AUGAGUCAAAGACCACGUUGGAACCCUCGCCGUCGCCACGGUGGCAAACGGGGGGUAUCCCUGUUCUUGGUCUUGACUCUCUUCCUGGGACUACACAUUGAAAUUUUAAAGUGGGAGAUUGCUAACUUUGUCUUGAACAAUGAUAACUUUAACCAACUCCUCCAACACAACUUUCUCUCCGGUUACAACAACUUGCAAAUUCUGCGACAGUUACAGAGCAGCAAGUCAAGAGCUCUGGUACAAGACGUGGAAAGUAUGGAUAUUGUGCCUGUCAAUGCGUUUCAUUUUGGGUUCUUUGACAAUCUCUAUGGCGCACCCACACAGGAAGAAUACGAGGGACUGCUGUGUCAGACCAAGGCAUUCUAUCUCGAUAUCUUUCAACUCAAACUGGGUAGUUUCAUCUACGUCAAUCUCUACUCUGCCAAUUGGACAUAUGCACCUGAUCAGCAAGAACCCAUCAGUCACACAGUGGUGGUACAUGCCACCUUUGAAGACGGCGUGCCGUUGCCACCAGAAGAAGUCAAUCAGGCGGUACGAGCCAGUAGCAUGGCACACUUUAUAGAAAAGUUUGUCUGGGCUGCCGAACCACGAGGGCAAAACGACGAACGAGGCGCGUUCUACGAUACCAACACGGUCACGGCCGAGGUAGGUCUUUACGAACGACAAUAUCAACGAGAAAACCUCGAGAUUGGCAACAUUGUUUUAGGAUCCAGCUUGACGUGUCCAGCCAAUGGCUAUUACGAAGCUACGUUGGAACUGGGGUUCUUUCCUGGGCAUAGUCGAAAGCCCACCAAUCAAGAGAUUCAAGAUCUUAUACCCUUAUCCGAAAAGUUCUUUACCCGUACCUUGCAAUCCACAUACACCACCCGACAGGUGAGUGUCCAACUGGAACUCAUGGGCUGGCAGUUUGAUGAUUCCAACAACAACCAGCUGCCCUUGAGUAUCACCUUUCAUCUUUCGGGAACUUUUGACUAUGGUGGAGGUGAUGUCGUUCCCUUGGAAUACAUAAAGGAAAAGCUGGCACACGACAAGCCACUCAAGGAAACCAUCAUGCAAGAUUACAUCAAAGAGGCAGCUUGGGAGGUCCCUCCCUUUAAGGAAUCCACCUUUUGGGAUGUCAAUCGCGCACGAAUGAACAGCAAGCUCUUUCGAUACAAGCCCAAACGUGACGAUGCCAAUGGAAUUGGAGGUGAUUCCACCGGACCUGCCAGUGGUAACAAUGGUGGACAACAACCGCAGCAAUCGAAUGGGUUUGGUGGACCGGGGGGGUUGGGAUUUCCCGGUGGCAGCAGCGGCAGUGCCGGGCCAGGCGGAUCCUUUCCACUCAGAGCGGGGUCGUUUGAUCUGCUUGGCGACAACAAUGCCACAGAUCCAAACGACCCCACGAGAACUACUGUGUUUAACAUGGCCCUCCAGCCCUUGACCAUACCCGACGACGAGUGCCGUGAGCAUCUGAGCAAUGCCAAUGCUGAUUUGGAUCGAUUUCUGACUACUGACGAGUAUGCUACGUUUGUAAACUCCAUGACAAACGAUUUUUACGCAGGAUAUCCGUACGCGGCUCUUCCGGAUGUUUUUCUGGGCGUUUUCGAAGACAUGUCGCUGAGGAACGAAGCAGGGCAGGAAGCCAUUGACCUCUUGGGGGCUUUCGAACCGGACAUAUCACAAGAAAACCUCAACCUCCUUGAAAAGACCAGGGCCAACAAGAUAUGCAAAUAUAUCAAGUCGUCGGCAAACACAGCCAUUGCACAAGCCCCCGUGAUGUCCACCAAGCUCAACUCCACUGUUGGUUUCUAUUUGGGCUACCAGCAAGCAGAUCCAGCUGCGGAGGGCCCCGAUAUGUCCGGGCUGGACACAGGCUUCCAAAACUUCGUUGGAGAUAUGGUUGGGCCGGCGGUUCAGGCGACUAUGACAGAGGGACUUCGAAAGAAUCGUCGGGAGUUGACAAGGCGGGAACUCGCGCUACAAGCACUCCGGCGCCAUCUUCAGGACGGAGAAGCUGCUUUCGUCAUGCCGAGCAGUGCCAAGAUGACUUCGGUAGAAGAGACAGAGUGCCGAGGACCUGACGCGGGUGAUCCCGAAAUGUCAUGCUACAAUGCCGAGGCUGGGUUGGACGUCUUCCUGAAAGGGAACGAAGCUCCAAGUAUGGCCCCAGAAGUUGGCAGCAUGGUAGAAGAUACAAUGGAAGAGUCCAUCGUCAAUGGGGACUUGCAAGCAGAACUACAAAAGAUCGAUCCAAACUGGAGAGUUCGCACGUUGCACGCGCCAACCGCCGCGCCUUCUGUUGCCCCUUCGGCUAGCCCAAGUGCAACCACGCCAGCUCCCACAGAAGCUCCCAAAAAGAGCUUUGCUCAAAGCCUCACAGAAGAUAGUGCUGGUGUCGCCACUGCAGCAACAGGUGCUGUGAUUUUGAUGAUUGCGAUACAAUGUGGUAGAGAGUUCUUGAUAGAUUUGUUUAUCAAGCUAUGUAAGAUGUGUUGCGUUUGCCUUACGGGUAGACGUCGAGAUGACGACGACGACGAGGAAGAGACAGAGUAUGCAUCGCGUGGUGACCCGUCGGGUGAAUUCGACGAAACUGUAUUCAGUGGUCAAAAGCCUGGCGAGGAAGAUCAUAACGACUCGGAUGAGGGGUCAGAGGAGGGUUCACAGGAGGACGAGUCGUCUUCUGAGGCAACCGCAUCAUCGGAAAUGCAGUCUUCGGCCGCUUCGACCGCUGAAAGUGAUGACGACGAAGACGAUGACGAAGAAGAGAGCGAAGAGGACGAAGAAGAAGAAGAAGAAGAGGACGAAGAAGACAGUUCAGAUUCUGAGGAAGAUACAGAAGGAGCACAAGCCGAGGAGGCCUCACAACUUGAGGACACGGACACCUCAGAAGCAGAGGAGACUGAAGCCGAGGACACUGAAGACAACAGGACUGAAGACAACAGGGCAGAAGAAACAGACCAUGCUGACAACCCUGAUGAUUCUGAGACCGGACCACAACCAUCAGACCAAAAAGGGGGCGACGAUGGCGAUGAACCCAAGUUUUCAUCCAGGAGCCUUGGCGACACGCAAGCAGAGGGUGGGGCGGAACCAGAUGACAGCAAUGAUUAUGCGAGCAACAAAGCUGCUGCUCUGGCUGCGACAGUGGCUGCAGGUGCUGGUGUUGCAGUGGCUGUGACAUAUGCCUCAGCUAGAGAAGGAGAAGACAACUCUGAUGACGAGAAACAAAUGAACUCACUCCAAGGUGAACUGCCCAAGGCUCAAGAGGAUGCCAGCCAAACCGAAUACAGAGAAUCAGAAAAUGCUGAAGCUGGUGCCAAGAAGGGACAUGGAGCUAAAGUAGAAGACAGCGUCGACGAAGCAGAGGUUGAUGCUGCUGACAAGACAAGUGAUGGCGGGUUGGGCCCUGAUGACAUCGCUAUGUCAGGAGAGAUUGAUACUUCACAAGCUGAGGACAAGGAAGACAGCAGGGCAAAGGAAAUUGACCAGGUUGAGAUCACCGAUAACUCUGCCAAAGAAGUGGAUGAAACAAGCGUCCAAGAGGCUACAGGGCCAGAAGCUUCGGACAAUGAGGGGAGCGAUGAUGGGGGGCCCGAGGUUUCGUCGAGGAGCCUUGGCGAAAUACCAGCAGUAGGCGAGGCAGAACCGGACGAGGCCGAUGAAAGCAAUGACAAUUCAACUGGCAGUGAUGACUAUGCAAGCAAGAAGGCUGCUGCCCUUGCUGCUGCAGUGACUGUGGGAGCUGGUGCCGCAGCAGCUGUGACAUACGCCUCAGUUCGAGAAAGAGAAGAGGACCCUGAUCACCAGCAGCAAUUGAACUCAGUUGACGUAGAACCCCUCAAGGCGCAAGCUGACGAAAGCAGUCAAACCGAACACGUUGAGCCGGAUAGCACUGAACCAGCUGUCAACAAAGAACAUGGAGAUCAAGCUGAAGGAACCAAAGAUGAGGUAUCGUCUAUUGCAGAUCGUGCUGAUACUGUGGACAACCAAAAUGAUGGAGGUUUUGGGCCUGAUGAUAUAAUCCUGCCAGAUGGGCCUCGAAAUGAGCAAAGUCAUCAAGAGGGUGAACACAGCCAAACUUCUUUGAACGAGGCUGCCAAGGGCAAUGACGAAGUCUCGCCACACGAUGGAAAGGUUGAAUCGAGUGAAGAAGAGGUUGAAAUUGACGAAACAAGCAAUACUGAAAGAAGACAGGAGGAACCAAUGAAGCUGGAAGGGCAGAAAGACGAAGAUGAAACCAGUGUUGUCAGCAGUGUAGUGGGACCGGCAGAUGCAUCAAGAUUCAGCUGGAUGGGAAUUGGUGCACUUGAUCCUGGCAAAUCCCAAGAAGCGCCACCGGAGACUGUUGACCAGAACGCAGGAGACGAUGACACAAGCGUCUUGGGAACUAGCGCUGUUGAGUCAGCAGACAGAGCCAAAAGCAACGUUGGUGAGGACGCAAGUAGCACUGCUGAAGGAGAGCAGGCUGUACCAGAACAUCAUGCGGAGGGCGACCACUCCAGUGUUGUCAGCAGUGUUGUGGGAGCAGCCGAUACAUCAAGGUUCAGCUGGAUGGGAAUAGGCGCACUGGACGCUGGAACCUCGCAACCAGCUCCACCAGAGACCAUUGAAAGCAAUGCGAGGGAUGAUGACGCAAGUGUCUUGGGAAGCAGUGCUGUGGAGCCAUCAGAGAGGGCAAGAAGAAGUGUUGAUGGUGGAGAUGCAAGUAGCACAGAAGCAGAAACGGAGGGUGCAGUAAAUGACGAAGGCGAUGACACCAGUGUUGUUAGCAGUGUGGUGGGAGAAUCAAACCCAAGGCUUAGCUGGUUUGGGUUGCCAAAAAAGUUGCAAGGCAACCAUCAAUAG
Messenger RNA from Seminavis robusta, 4824 nucleotides. Lineage: Eukaryota; Bacillariophyta; Bacillariophyceae; Naviculales; Naviculaceae. The record is from the annotation of a GenBank genome assembly.